CCGGCAAGGUUCUGGAUGAUUGGAGGCGGUGGAUUGCUAAAAGAGUGAAAGAAGCAUGGAAGGGGCGGACUUGGGAAGGAAGCUGUAACCAGAGACUCCAAGAUGAACUUGUACGGGCUCGAUCCGGGCAUGUACGAUUUCGGAUUCGCCGAUCCGACGAUCGUCGGGUCUCUAUACCGUCCUUUCCCUUAUUUAGCACCAAGAGGAGCCGCCGCCGCCGCCGCAGCCGACGGCGAUGAUGGACGGCCGCCGGUAUUGCCGAAGAAAGCCACCGCUCCUCCCAGGCACCGCCACGACGGAACUUCCCCGCUGCCUUUUGGCAUGGACUGGAGCCCUCCUCCCCAACAUUGGGACGGACGAGACUCCAUAUGGCCACAUGAUCCUCACUCGGGAUGGAGUUAUUGUGUGACAAUUCCUUCGUGGGUCAUCCUCCCUGAAUCAAGUGGAUCAGAUCCUGUGGUGUUUUACAGGGUUCAAAUUGGUAUACAAUCACCAGAAGGGAUCACCACUACUCGGGGAUUACUGCGUAGAUUUAGUGAAUUCUUGAAGCUAUUUUCUGAGCUCAGAGUGGCAUUUCCCAAGAAAAAAUUGCCCCCAGCUCCUCCAAAGAAACUUUUGAAAAAUAAAAGCAGGGCACUGUUAGAAGAGAGAAGACAUUCCUUAGAGGAUUGGAUGGGACAAUUACUAUCAGAUAUUGAUUUGUCAAGAAGUGCUCCAGUGGCAAUUUUCCUUGAGCUAGAAGCUGCCGCAAGGUCAUCCUUUUACGAAUCAAAUCAAGAAGCCUUAGAUGCGAAUUCUGCUGGUCUGGUUUGGCCUUAUCAAUUGCAGUCCAACUCAGAUGUUUCUUUGUGUGCUCAUACUUCAUCCAUAACAUCAGAUUAUGACAAUGAGUCAGCUUAUAAAACAUCUGAGCUCGGAAAAACGAUCCAUGGAAGGGAUAUCCAUCCUGAACUUAAUGAGGGAAAUAGAACAUCUGACCAAGGACAGUUUUCUUGGCAUACAAAGGAUUCAAACAAUGAAAACAGUGCCCUGGAUAGCAAGGAGGCCACUUAUGGCACUUCCAAAUCUUCCUUUCCUCGUGAGGAUGAAAUUGAGCCUUCAUCAAAACCAGAGAACUGCAAAUUGGGUAGCCAUCAUCAGCAAUUGUCAACAGAAAGUGUUGGAAGUGAUGUGAACUCUGUUAGAGGUAGUGAAAAUUCAUAUCUUGGGGUGGCAAAUUUUGUUGGUGAUAAUUCCCUUGACCUUCCUGAAGGGCUUGAAAUUCCUGGAGCCAUGGAUAUUCUUAUGGAUUCUGAUUUGCAAUCGGCUAGGGACUUAUCUAUUGCUCUACCAUCAGAUGAACAUAAUAAAUUGAAUAGAGUUCUUAACACCCUGCAGCGAAGACUGGCUACAGCAAAAACAGACAUGGAAGAUCUUGUAGCAAGGCUAAAUCAAGAGCUUACUGUGAGACAGUAUCUUACAACAAAGGUCAAAUACUUGGAAGUGGACCUCGAAACUACUAACCAGAGUAGCAAAGAAAACCUGCAGCAAGCUGUUCUAAUUGAAAGGGAAAGGUUUACUCAAACACAGUGGGAUGUGGAAGAAAUGCAGAGGAAGUGUAUAGAAAUGGAGUUGAAGCUGAAAUGUGAACAGGAUGAGAAGUUGCAACUGGAGUCAACAAAAGUAUCAAUUGUUCAGGAGAAUGAAAUGUUGCAGAAAGAGUUGGAUAGUGCCAGGGAACAGAUUAAGACCUUGCAGAAACAUCAUGAAGACUUGGAGUUGAAAUCAAAAGCAGAUGUUAAGCUCCUAGUGAAAGAGGUUAAAUCACUCAGGAGUUCUCAAUCAGAGUUGAAGCAGGAACUUAGCAGAUUAAUGAAAGAAAAAGCAAAAAUUGAGAGUGUUCUACAAAAGGAGAAGGAAAAAUGGGAACAUUCCAAUGCUGCUAAUGAGAAAUUGCUGCAUGAAUGUGAAAUCCUUCGCAGUCGGCUUGAAGAAUGCAGUGUUAAUUUCCUCAUUGAGGAAGAAAAUAAACUGAUAGUGGAUGCUUCUUCACCAUCUGAUGCUAUGGAUCUACUGUCUACUUCUGAUAAUAGGAUUGGUUUUCUUCUGGCUGAGGCACAACUCCUUGCGCAAGAUCUUGAAAAUACUGCUGCAGCUGCAACUCACAAUGGCAAUGACGGCAACAUGGGGAAGAUGGAUGAACUGAGGAAGAUGCUGACAGACAUUUUCAUCGACAAUGCCAGAUUGAGGAAGCAGGUUAAUUCUGUUAUCCGCCAGGCAUUGAGCAUGCCAGAGGGGCCCGAGACAGACGACGAGGAGAAAGAAGUCGCUUUACGGGAAACUGUUCUUAGCAAGUUCUUUGAAAAAUGAUGUAUAUAUGUGUUGUAUAGGAUGAUCUUUGGUUGAUUAUUUGUAGGGAAUGCUGCAAAUGUGUUUGCAGUUGGCUAAGCACACAAAGAGCGAGAACUAAGUAUGCAUACUGACGAAGUAUGUGGAGUUCAUGAAUAUUGUGAUUACUGGUUGUUGUUAAUUUAGCUUUAAGGCUACAACAGUUGUACUUGCUUGCAACGAGGAAUUGAAGUGGAACGGAAUGAAAGAGUGGAAUGCUGCCAAAAACAUUGGAUUGGUUUAACCAUAAUAGUAGUAAUAAUAAUAUGUCAGGUUCUAUUUA
This is a messenger RNA of Diospyros lotus (date-plum), 2650 nucleotides long. Its product is annotated as PX domain-containing protein EREX. Bases 103 to 2349 code for a protein of 748 amino acids. The record is from RefSeq and is a predicted model, not a curated record. The transcript has 10 exons. Gene Ontology annotation, molecular function: phosphatidylinositol binding. Gene Ontology annotation, biological process: protein transport. NCBI's taxonomy places the organism in Eukaryota, Viridiplantae, Streptophyta, Magnoliopsida, Ericales, Ebenaceae.